Molecule: messenger RNA, 987 nt
Organism: Talaromyces marneffei
Lineage: Eukaryota; Fungi; Ascomycota; Eurotiomycetes; Eurotiales; Trichocomaceae
Exons: 1
Coding region: 1-987 (328 amino acids)
Molecular function (GO): dioxygenase activity
Source: RefSeq, a predicted model, not a curated record
AUGUCCUCAACAAGAUACACAGAUCGCCCCAUUCCGCAAAUAUCCCUCCUCGACUUCGAAUCCCGCAUCGAUGAAAUUACAACACAACUAAUCCACGCCGCCGAAAACGUCGGCUUCUUCACCGUCAUCGACCAUGGCCUCUCCGCCGCCGACAUCGAAAACAUGUUCUCCAACUCCCAGCACUUUUUUGAGCUCUCCGACGAUGUGAAAGCCACCGUCCCCUGGAGCUCCAAAAACGUCGGAUGGGAGAAAAACGCCCAAGUGCGGCCCUCGACGGGUAUGCCCGACACAAAGGAGUCGUAUCAACUGCAGUUUGGCGAGAAUAUGGAUGGUGUCUGGGUUGAUGAGAGCCAUCUCCCUGGGUUCAAAGCUACGUCGCUAGAGUUUAUGACUCGCGUGCAGGGGAUAUCGGAGAAAUUGAUGCGUUGUUUUGCGCGCGGAUUAGGCUUUCCCGAAGAUUUUUUCAUCAAAGCGCAUGACGUCUCGCGACCGAAUUCGCAGACUGUGUGUCGGUUGCUACACUACUUUGCACUACCCGAAGAAUCAGACGGCAAAGUGUACCACCGUGCUGGCGCUCACGCAGACUGGGACUUUUUAACGCUUCUCUUCCAAAAAGCCGGCCAGAGCGGUCUCGAGAUCUGCCCCGGCCGCGAAGUCGUCACCGAGUUCGGCAUAGGGGAUGUAUGGACCAAAAUCGAGCCCAAAACGGGCGAGAUUGUCUGCAACAUUGGCGAUUUGUUGAUGUCUUGGUCGGAUGAUCGAUUCAAGUCUACUUUUCAUAGGGUGAAGGCGCCCAGUGAGAAGGGUGAUUAUUACGGUGACCGAUACAGCAUUGCAUUCUUCAAUCAGCCGUGCUCGGAUACGACGAUUCAGGGUCCCCUCAAAAAAUAUCCUAUGGUGACAGGGCAGGAGUUUACAGCAAAUGCGAUGAAGAGGAAUUUUGCGGCGUUGCAGGAGAAGUUGAAGUCUAUCGAGACUGCUGCUUGA